AUGGCACUGUCCAUGAGAGGGUGCCACAUCUCCAUCGACACACGAGAGCGAGGAGACGCCAUGACCACCGCCCUCUUGGCUGUGCUUUUCCUGGGGCUCCUCCCCAAACCCACCCUCUGGGUUGAGCCAGGCCCUGUGAUCCCCUGGGGGAGCCCAGUGACCAUCUGGUGUCAGGGAACCCUGCAGGCUCAGGAGUACCAUCUGGAGAAAGAGGGAAGCCCAGUGCCCUGGGACAGACAGAAGCCACUGGAGCCCGGGGACAAGACCAAGUUCUCCAUCAGUCACAUGACAGACCUGCAGGCAGGGACAUAUCACUGUUACUAUCUCAGCCCCACUGGCUGGUCAGAGCGCAGUGACCCCCUGGAGCUGGUGGUGACAACAGGAUUGUAUAGGAAACCCAGCCUCUCAGCCCUGCCCAGCCCUGUCGUGACCUCAGGAGGGAACGUGACCCUCCAGUGUGGCUCAUGGGAGGAAUUUGACAAGUUCAUUCUGACUAAGGAAGGAGAUCACAGGCUCUCCUGGACCCUGGACUCACAGCCACAUCGCAGUGGGCGGUCCCAGGCCCUGUUCCCUGUGGGCCCCGUGACCCCCACUAACAGGUGGAGGUUCAGAUGCUAUGGCUGUUCCAGGAAGAGACCCCAGGUGUGGUCUCACCCCAGUGACCCUCUGGAGCUCCUGGUCUCAGGUGAGUCUGGGAAGCCCUCCCUCCUGAGCCAGCAGGGCCCCAUCGUGGCCUCUGGACAGAGCCUGACCCUCCAGUGUUGCUCUGAUGUCGGCUAUGACAGAUUCGCUCUGCAUAAGGAGGGGGGACGGGACAUCCCCCAGAGCCUAGUCCUGCAGCCCCAGGCUGGGCUCUCUCAGGCCCUCUUCCCCCUGGGCACUGUGAGCAGCUCCCACGGGGGCCGGUACAGAUGCUACGGUGGAUACAACCUCUCCUUUGAGUGGUCGGCCCCCAGUGACCCCCUGGACAUCCUGGUGGCAGGACAGCUGUCUGACAGACCCUCCCUCUCGGUGCAGCCAGGCCCCAGGGUGGCCUCAGGAGUGAACGUGACCCUGCUGUGUCAGUCACGGAGCCCUAGGGACACAUUCCUUCUGUCCAAGGAGGGGGCAGCCGAUCCCCCUCUGCGUCUGAGAUCAGAGCACCGAGCUCAGCAGUUCCAGGCAGAGUUCUCCAUGAGCCCUGUGACCUCAGCCCACGGGGGCACCUACAGGUGCUACAGCUCACGCAGCACCUCCCCCUUCCUGCUGUCACGCCCCAGUGAUCCCCUGGCGCUCCUGGUCUCAGGAGCAGCCGACACCAUCAGCCCCUCACAGAACAACUCAGACCCCAAGAGUGGUGAGUAG
This is a messenger RNA of Eptesicus fuscus (big brown bat), 1344 nucleotides long. RefSeq names its product leukocyte immunoglobulin-like receptor subfamily A member 6. Gene Ontology annotation, molecular function: inhibitory MHC class I receptor activity. Lineage: Eukaryota; Metazoa; Chordata; Mammalia; Chiroptera; Vespertilionidae. The record is from RefSeq and is a predicted model, not a curated record. Bases 1 to 1344 code for a protein of 447 amino acids. Gene Ontology annotation, biological process: cytokine-mediated signaling pathway. The transcript is spliced from 7 exons.